Theileria parva strain Muguga is the source of this 2094-nucleotide messenger RNA. RefSeq names its product Sin-like protein conserved region family protein. Gene Ontology annotation, biological process: DNA-templated transcription. The record is from RefSeq and is a predicted model, not a curated record. The coding region runs from base 154 to 2037 and encodes 627 amino acids. NCBI's taxonomy places the organism in Eukaryota, Apicomplexa, Aconoidasida, Piroplasmida, Theileriidae. The transcript has a single exon. Gene Ontology annotation, cellular component: nucleus; RNA polymerase III complex.
UGAGAUUCCUAAAUUUUUUUAUUUAAAUAUUUUUCAUUUCACUUAAAUUUAUAAUGCAAUAGUAAAUUAUGUGUUUUAAUUUCAAAUAUUUCAAUGCAGUCUGUUUUAUUAGUAAUUUUAAGAAUUUCGUAAUUAUUUCAUUAUUUGAGUGGAAUGGCUCAGUAUUUUGGAGGAUUUGAGGAAGAGGAAGACGAUCCGGUUUUAUUUGAACUAGAUGUGUACUUAUCUAAUCCUACCCUUAGCGAUAUAUUAGGUUACUUUGAUAAAUUACCAGAACAUAUACCCUUUUUAAACGAGUUAUCUUCCAACCCUUUCAAUAGACUACUGCUGUUGCAAUAUCCACUGGAAACGUGUAAAUAUAUAAAUGGAGAAUCCUCGGAUGAUAUACCCAGAAACAAGAUCAAUUCAAACGCAUCGGAUAAGUUACACCUCAAGUCGGUUGAAAUCGGAGAACAAACUGAAAACAACGACUUGAGUAACAAGAAAAUAUAUUCUUCAAGGGCAAAAAAGCCUAACAGACAUUAUAACUCGCCAUUGGUGAGGCUAAACUAUGAUUUAGGCCCUAAUUACUCACUCAACGUAAAGACUUCACCCAUUAAAAAGAGCCAUAAAUCGACCUAUCUGUUUAAAGAAGAAUAUGAUCCAAUGAGCUCGCCUGAAUUUGGACCUUCGAAACCGUUCGGAGAAAGUUCAAAUGUACUAACAUUUGAGUCCUCAGUCUCAACCAGCGAGCAUGUGAUGGAUUGUUUGGGGUUACUGAAGAUCGAAAAUACCGAACAUGGAUUAAAGAGAGAAUUACAUUUGGUGCCUGUUAGAGCUAUACUACAACUUAGACCAAAACUGGAUUCAUUUAAUCAAACUUUUUUAUCCUCAGAUGAUAGUUUUCUGGGCCUUUUUUACAACAGAAACAUAACAUGGAAAAAAGUAGACAGAAUAUUCUAUCCUGAAUCUUUUGAAUCUAAAGAGUUAAUCGACCAGUUCACCAAGUACGGAAAGGAUGUGAAGGCAUAUGAUAAUCCCAAAAUAAACUUUGAUCAAGAUAGGGAGAUGUACAUAAAUUCAUUGUGUGUCCCACUUAAUGGAACGACUUCUAAAUUUCACUCUUGCUCUAAGGAUCAAGAUGGUAUUGAUAAUUCUGGUAUAACCCAUAUUUACACAAAGACUCACGACUUUUGUCCAAACUUUAGGUUCAUGAAGAGACUAACCGUGGAAAUGCAGCUGAAAUUGUUAUUAUCGCACAGAUCUAUAGACUCAUUCUACUCACUCAAGAGGGAUAUAGUCCAUAAUAAUCUUGAAGAUGAAGAUCUCAUAAGGCUACUUGGAAAGUUCUCAAAAAACAUAUCUGGUAACUGGGUGCUAUCCUCAGUUCAUGCAAUUGAAAAUUAUACAGAAGACGACGAAUGUAACCCAGAGGAGAUGGAGUACCUAGUGUCGUGCAGAGAAUUUUUACUUUGCCUACUAAACAGACAGUCCUCAGAACCGAAACUUAAAGAUAGCUCCUCAGUCUGUAAAUUGGCAACUGAAAUUUUCAGAAAUGCCACAGGAUUGCCAUUCAAACUAGCCAACGACUUAUUAUGUGGUGUGGCUAAACCACAAGGCAAAAUAUGGGUCCUAAAGCUAGAUAAAGACGAUGAGUUUUCUGAAAAACACACUCAGGUUUUCGACUUAUUCAAUCAAUACUGGAGGGAACGCCUGAAGAAGAUAGCUGAUAUCGUUAGUAGCUAUAAAAAGAGCCCUCAAAUUAACCAGAUGCUUAGAAAUAUAUUUAUAAAGGGAGAAUUGGCCUCUUUUAUUAAGAAUAAGAUAUAUGCCCACUAUAAAAUCAUUGAACACAUGGAAUCGUUAGGCUAUGGAGAUCAACAGAAAACUAUUAACGCAAUUCUCCCUCAAGUAGCUACUAGGAUCUACGGCGAGUUUUGGACGUGUAAGAAAACAAACGCAUGGCUUACUGAAUGCAAGAAUGCCAUUAUUGGGAAAGGAAACCAAACGCAAAUACCUAACUUUGUAAUCAGAGCUAUUAAAAAAUUCACAGAUUAGUCCCUCUUCAUGUGCGCCCGUAAGGCGGCGAGGGCUAAAACAACACCAACAACCACU